CCCGCCCUGAACGAGCACCGACUCGACGCUCUCAGUGUGUGCGCGCCGUGUUGCUGACUCGACUGUCAGAAAGUGCACGGACGCUUCAACUCGGCGCCGAGGGUCCAAUGGUUCCGCAGCGGCUGCGCGCCCGGUGAGUGUGUGCGUCGCGACUCCUGCGCGAAAGAAAGGGACUCGGCCGCGCGUCCGCUGCCAGCGCGGGGGACGUCCGAGAGGAGGCCGACAACGAGGGAGCAAAAGUUCGGCCGCGGCACCGCAGCCAUGUCGGCACGACCAGGCUUCGCGAGCCCGUUCCACCGACCUCGGUGUUUGGCCGCUGCGGCUCCGUCGGGCCGGGCCAAACCCACGCACCCUGGCAAGGCGGUGGUGGCCGGUGGGGUUGCAGGAGGCAUCGAGAUCUGUGUCACCUACCCAACAGAGUAUGUCAAAACACAGCUGCAGCUCGCAGAAAAGGCGAAUCCUCCCAAAUUUAGAGGCGUCACGGACUGUGUGAAGCAGACUGUGAACAGUCAUGGGGUGAGGGGUCUGUACAGAGGUCUAAGCUCACUGCUCUAUGGCUCCAUACCUAAAGCAGCUGUAAGAUUUGGGAUGUUUGAGUUCCUGAGUAAUAAGAUGCGUGACGAGAACGGUAAACUAGACAGCACGAAAGGAUUCUUCUGCGGCUUAGGAGCUGGAGUUGCAGAAGCUGUGCUCGUUGUGUGUCCUAUGGAGACCAUCAAGGUCAAAUUCAUCCAUGACCAGACAUCAGCAAACCCAAAGUACAAGGGAUUUUUCCAUGGGGUGAGGGAGAUUAUUCGAGUCCAAGGAAUAAAGGGGACGUAUCAGGGCCUAACAGCCACUGUGCUGAAGCAAGGCUCCAACCAGGCCAUCCGCUUCUUUGUCAUGACUUUACUGAAGAACUGGUACACAGGUGGUGACCCCAGCAUAUACAUUAACCCUCUGAUAAUUGGAACGUUCGGAGUGCUUGCUGGUGCUGCCAGUGUGUUUGGAAACACUCCCAUUGAUGUGAUUAAAACCAGAAUGCAGGGUCUUGAAGCUCACAAGUACAAAAGCACAUGGGACUGUACUGUCAAGAUCAUGAAGCAUGAGGGACCAAAGGCGUUCUACAAAGGUACUGUUCCUCGUCUUGGUCGGGUGUGUUUGGACGUGGCGCUAGUCUUCAUAAUCUAUGAGGAAGUCGUAAAGGUCCUGAACAUUUUUUGGAAGACGGACUGAAAUAUACAUCCUGGUGCUACACGAGUAAGAGUGUUAGGACAGGCCACCCACAGUAAAAAUCAGGGUUAUGUUUAGAAUGACAAACCAAUCUCUGUUAACACUGCUUCUAGGUUCUAAUGUCUACCUCCAAGGGAUUUUCAGAAAGAAUGAAAGGGAUCGAUAAAUUCUUGAUUUUAUUUAUAACACAGCCAUUACAGGUUGAUCUGCAUUAUCUGCAUGAAAGAAGCUCCAGAUUGCAGAGUCACUGUGUACACAUGCUUUUUUUUCUUAAAUUCCAGAAGGGUAAAGUUCCUGAGGAGCUCAGGGAAAGGAACCUUUACAUUUGCUUAACUAGAGAAAUGGGAGCACUGUCAAUCAAAAAAGGAGUGUGUCUCAAUUACAGCUCUUUCAAUUCAGUUAUAUUAAAAAAUAAAAACCAAUACAUGCUCUGACAUAAUGGGACUCAGAUACUAUAGACAAAUAAAUUAUACUUGAAAAUGAGAGAUUAUACCAGAGAUCAGACUUUUCAUACCCUUCUUUAUAUGCAAAUAUUUAAAAAAAAUCCCCCUGUUUUUAGAAGACCGUUCAAAUCCAUUGUUUCAUACAGACACUGAUUGAAUAGUCACUCUUCACAUUUCACAUGCUGCAGAAGUUUAGGUAAAUUAAGAUGUUAAUGCCUUAAAUGACAAUUGUUAAAAUUAAACAUGUUAUGAUCUGGAAAGAUGAAGUUUUUAUAUUGCAUAUCUACUCAAUCUAUUUAGAAAUGCACAUUUCUACAAAAUAAUCAGUUGAGGUGGUGUAAAGAUGUGAUUCACUUCACAGAAAUGUUUUAAUCAAUUAACUUAGUAGUCUGAUGCUGUACAAAGUGCCAAUGUAAUAUAUGAUUCAUUUUGAGAUCUUUUGAGAUUAAGAAUGAUUGAAUGUUGUAUGUACUUUGACACUAGAAUUUUUUUUAAUGAAUGUACUAAGUUGCACACACUGCACUGGUGCCAAAUGUUUAAUUCCAGGCUGCAUCUGAGUUACAGUAUAUCUGAGAUGGCCAUGUUUUCUGCAAUUUCACUGCAAUUAUUACUAAGAACUUCUCCUUCUGAAUCCACAUUGCCUUUAAUGCAUAGAUAUUCCUGUUUGAGAAGUAACAUUAACAGUGCCUUCAAGAUUUUUCAGAUGCUGUUUUCUAAUUUUUUAUAUUAAUUGCCUUUACUUUUUACAUUAACUGACAAGCCAAUGUGCCAACUGCUGCUUAGAAACCUGGCAUGAGUCUGGCAUGUUUACAUGCAGUGCAAUGAUUUUUUUUUCACAUCGUACGGUCUAUGUAGGAUACAUAAUGUUUACUUUGAGCUAUCUAUUUCAACUUUAUGUUAAACCGGCCAUGCAGACAUGUAGACCUACGUAUGUCAUAGAUAUUUUAACAUCUUUGAUGUUUUCAUAUUAUUUCCACAUGUAAACUGUCCUGUAGCUAAACUCAGUAUUGUGCCUUCAAAUUAAAUCUAAUAUGUAUGCUCAGAAAUAAACAUCCGAUGUGAGUCUUGAA
Messenger RNA from Scophthalmus maximus (turbot), 2725 nucleotides. RefSeq names its product tricarboxylate transport protein B, mitochondrial. Bases 262 to 1215 code for a protein of 317 amino acids. NCBI's taxonomy places the organism in Eukaryota, Metazoa, Chordata, Actinopteri, Pleuronectiformes, Scophthalmidae. Gene Ontology annotation, biological process: mitochondrial citrate transmembrane transport. The transcript has 9 exons. The record is from RefSeq and is a predicted model, not a curated record.